AUGAGAAAAAAGAAUCAUUUCAAGUAUGGUGAUUUAAUAUUAAUACCUGAACUUCAAAAAUCUGCAGGUUAUCAUUUGAAAUGUUACCGUAAUCUGGUUGCUGUAAAAAAAUCAGUGGUUGACGAAUUUAAUAAAUCUUCACAAAGAGAAAAUACAAAUAAUGAAAAAUUUACUAACGCUCAACCAAAUAUUUCUUCCAAUUCAACUGAUUUUGUUACCGAUUCUACUGGUUCAUCUGAACUACUGCCAUUAUCACUAUCAGAUGAAUAUGUGGAUAGUAGGAUACGAGAAUGUGAUAUACCUGAAGUAUUAUAUGAUAUUGUUAGUGCACUUGUUGAAGGACCCGACGUAAGAAGACAAAAGACUAAUUAUGACGAUGUGAGAAUUAAAUCACUAUGCGAAGAUAUUAUCUUUAUUGUGACAAAACGCAGGAUAAAGCCACCAAAACAACUCAAGCUGGGCUUAACAAUUAAAUUAUUAACAAACAGCCGAAUAUUAACUAUUUUAAAUAAACUUGGAUACACCAUAGCAUAUACAACUGCAGAAGAAUUAGAAACAGAAUUAACUUUUACAUCGCAUGAAACAAGUAAGUACAGUGAUGAGAAAAUAUUUUCGUAUGAUUCUGUUGUAAAAUAUGCUUCAAAAAUCAAGAAAAAUUCAAAAAUUGAUUGA
This is a messenger RNA of Psylliodes chrysocephalus, 672 nucleotides long. The record is from the annotation of a GenBank genome assembly. Lineage: Eukaryota; Metazoa; Arthropoda; Insecta; Coleoptera; Chrysomelidae.